AGAGGAGGGCAGUUGCUGGCGCUCUGAUUUUGUGGCGAAGUUUGGGACUAUCCGCUCGCUGUGGGUCCUAGGAGCGCGCUGUGGGGGUCCUAGGAGGACGCUGUGGGGUCCUAGGAGAGCGCUGAGGGAUGGAAAUACGGGUAGAGUGCGUGGCUAGGAUGGAGGAUAGUGACACACCCGCCUCUCCCCGUGAGCUGCGGCCGACAAGUCCUUGUGAGAGUGAAAUUAGUGUCGGGUGCGAAGCGCGGCAAGAUGAUCGUCCCUCUCCUAUGGACAUGACCCACACGGACGACGAUGACGAUGAGGACGACACAGAGCCCCAGUCCCCAUCCACCUCGCGGGGGGCGCCGUCCCCGACGCUAUCCUCAGGAUCCCUACACACCGAGUCAUUCACCUACCUAUCCGACGACGAAUAUUUCAGACCACUCAAAAGACUAGCCAUGUCAAGCACGUCGCCGCCGCUGCCGCAGCCGCAGCCGCAGCUCCUCUCCCCGCAGGAGGAGGAGGAGGAAGAAGAGGAGGAACCCAAGCCUCCUACACCCGAGCCGCAGCCGCAGGAGCCGCAGGAACCCGAAGGACUCAUGGGCCGAGGCGGAGACAUAGCAAUGGACCAGAAACAAGCAGCAGGAUUAAGAUCCUUCUCUAUCCUCGACAUCCUAUCCUACAAGCCGUCAAGACGGAAGUCGUCGGUUCCUGUCAAGAUUGUACGCCCUUGGGACACGCGGGAGGAAGGGGUCGCCGACCCCCCUGCCAAGUCGUCGAGCCAGAACGACAAGAAAAGCUCCAGUAACGACAAAGGAAGUGCUCUUGAUGCGCUCUUUAAGAUGACCAAUAAGACACUCGACAACCUCAAUAAGGAUGAGAAAACUGACGCCGUUAACCUCUUCAACAGCAGACAGCCGCCCAAGAAGAAACGGAAGAGUCGAACAGCUUUCACUAACCACCAGAUCUUCGAACUGGAGAAGCGCUUCUUGUACCAGAAAUACCUCUCGCCCGCCGACAGAGACGAACUAGCCCAAUCGCUUGGACUAAGCAACGCCCAGGUGAUCACGUGGUUCCAGAACCGGCGGGCGAAGCUGAAGCGGGACAUGGAGGAGCUGAAGCGGGACGUCGAGUGCACAAAAGUCAUCGCCACCAACAAGACGCUCCUGGAGGCGUCGGUGAACGUUGCAGCGCUGCUGAAGGUGAAGGAGCUGCCCAGGAUACCCAUCACCUCGCUGCCCCAGCACUAGUGUCACGCCCUCGCCCGCUUGUGGCCCUUGCAUAGGUGAAGGAAGGUCCUGGAGUGAAGAGCAACAACAUCUGUCUCUUUCUCUCCCUCUCUCUCUCUCUCUCUCUGGUCUACGACCGACAAUAACAGGAAAACACAGGAUAAUAACGUCAACAAAUGAUAUACUGUUAUCUUGUGUGUUUAGAUAGCAACCGGUUCUUACGCUCUCCUGGGGUGAUAUCUUGAGCAAGGCUGGCUUAUGGAGACCGCCUUUCAAUGCUAUUUAAACAAUAUCAGACAAGAGAGUGUUAAGAGAGCCUUUUGCUGCUUCCCAAACACCAGAGAGCAAAAGGCUUUUAACAUACACACACACGGGAUGCUUAUGGAACGCGUCACGAGUCCUUUCCAGCAUGCUGAAGAUGAUGUUACGUUUGCCUAUGACGACUCGUCUAACGCUCGUGAAAUUUACAUCUAUAAGACGUUCCUUAGAGAGAUCGAGAGAGCCAAAAAGGACAAUAGACUUCGAGGGGGCGGGGUGUGAGUAUUAAGAAAAAAUUCUUAUGAAGUGAGUUCGAUGCUUGCUUCCGGUGAAUGGAGGUGGUCGACGGUCAACUUUCGAUGUAUCGAGGUUUCUGACGGUCAAAUUCCGGUGUAUCGAAGUUUCUGACGGUCAAAUUCCGGUGUAUCGAGGUUUUUGACUGUCAAAUUCCGGUGUAUCGAGGUUUCUGACGGUCAAAUUCCGGUGUAUCGAGGUUUCUAACGGUCAAAUACCGGUGUAUCGAGGUUUCUGACGGUCAAAUACCGGUGUAUCGAGGUUUCUGACGGUCAAAUUCCGGUGUAUCGAGGUUUCUGACUGUCAACUUACCUUGCAACAAUUAUUUUUGAAACAUUAUUACCUUAUUAUCAUUCUCAUUCAAGGGAGAGUUGUGAUCCCAUAAUUAUUUUCCAUUAUAAAUACAAUCAUCAAUCAAUCACCAUUAUCAUUCAUCAAUCAAUCAAUCACCCUCAUCUAACCCACCAAGGUGGCACCACAAAGCUUAGUGCCCAGGAGAGGUGCCAGGAGUUGAAAAUUGUCUUCACAAAUAUAAAUAUAUUUUGAACUUGUAUUGGGCGGUCGUUAAGUGCUUAGCUUACCAGGCACCGAGAUACAGUACGUUCCGUGUAAGUGCCUACAGCUGCAGCAGCAACAGCAGCAGCAGCAACAGCUGCACUAACAGCAGCAGCAGCAGCAGUUACAGCAACAGCAGAAAGAUUGAUAGUGAUAAUAAUAUCAUUUUCAUCCUUAAUGUUUAUUCAACAUUUUCUCAAGCUCCCGACUAUAUUA
Molecule: messenger RNA, 2534 nt
Organism: Procambarus clarkii (red swamp crayfish)
Lineage: Eukaryota; Metazoa; Arthropoda; Malacostraca; Decapoda; Cambaridae
Product: barH-like 1 homeobox protein
Biological process (GO): regulation of transcription by RNA polymerase II
Cellular component (GO): nucleus
Molecular function (GO): sequence-specific double-stranded DNA binding; DNA-binding transcription factor activity, RNA polymerase II-specific
Source: RefSeq, a predicted model, not a curated record